Messenger RNA from Dama dama (fallow deer), 1889 nucleotides. RefSeq names its product nck-associated protein 5-like. Gene Ontology annotation, biological process: microtubule bundle formation; microtubule depolymerization. The transcript has a single exon. NCBI's taxonomy places the organism in Eukaryota, Metazoa, Chordata, Mammalia, Artiodactyla, Cervidae. Gene Ontology annotation, cellular component: microtubule plus-end. Bases 1 to 1374 code for a protein of 457 amino acids. The record is from RefSeq and is a predicted model, not a curated record.
AUGGCCCCACACUCAGCCAUUGAGGAGAAGGUGAUGAAGGGCAUCGAGGAGAAUAUGCUGCGGCUCCAGGGCCAGGAGCGGGUGCCCAGCACCGAGGCCAAGCAUCGGAACACCAGCAGCAUCGCCAGCUGGUUUGGCCUUAAGAAGAGCAAGCUGCCAGCAUUAAACUGCCGCACAGAGACCACCAAGGGCAAGGAAGGGGCCGGGGGCUCCCCGCUCCGGAAGGAGGUCAAGAUGGAAGCCCGGAAGCUGGAGGCUGAGAGUCUCAAUAUUUCCAAGCUGAUGGCUAAGGCGGAAGACCUGCGCCGGGCGCUGGAGGAGGAAAAGGCCUACCUGAACAGCAGGGCCCGGCCUUGGCCCGGGGGCCCAGCACCAGGGACCAGUGCAGGCCUGGGGCAGGGGCAGGGCCAGCUGGUUGGCAUGUACCAGGGUGCAGACACCUUCAUGCAGCAGCUUCUCAACAGGGUGGAUGGCAAGGAGCUGACCCCCAAGAGCUGGCGGGAACCCAAACCUGAGUAUGGCGAUUUCCAGCCAGUGUCCUCUGACCCCAAGAACCCCUGGCCCACCUGUGGGCCCCGAAAUGGCCUGGUGGGCCCUCUCCAGGGCUGCGGAAAACCUCCUGGGAAGCCAAGCAUCGAGCCAGGGAGGCGAGAAGAGAUGCCCUCCGAGGACAGUCUGGCCGAGCCAGUGACCACCUCACACUUCACAGCCUGCGGCUCUUUGACUCGAACCCUGGACAGUGGCAUUGGGACCUUCCCACCCCCAGACCACGGCAGCAGUGGGACCCCCAGCAAGAAUCUUCCGAAGACCAAGCCACCACGGCUGGAGCCCCCACCAGGGGUGCCCCCAGCUCGGCCCCCACCCCUUACCAAAGUCCCCCGCCGUGCCCACACACUGGAGCGUGAGGUGCCCGGCAUAGAGGAGCUGCUGGUGAGCGGGCGGCACCCCAGCAUGCCGGCCUUCCCUGCCCUGCUCAUCGCUGCUCCAGGCCACCGGGGCCAUCAGACCUGUCCAGACGAUCCCUGCGAAGACCCAGGCCCACCCCCACCAGUCCAGCUGGCCAAGAACUGGACCUUUCCCAAUGCCAGGGCAGCCAGCGGUUCCUCUGACCCUUUCUUAUGCCCACCCCGACAACUGGAGGGCCUGCCCAGGACCCCCAUGGCCCUGCCCAUGGAUGGAAAGCGGAGCCUGGAGCCCAGCCGCCCUGCCCCUGCGCCCCAGGGCCCGGCGUUUGGGGACAGCCGCACCCCCAGCACGUCGGACGUGGGCGAGGAAGGGAGAGUGGCCAGCGGGGGACCCCCGGGGCUGGAGAUCUCUGAGUCUCUCAGCGACUCGCUCUACGACUCGCUGUCCUCUUGCGGGAGUCAGGGCUAAGUGGCAGCGGCAGCCACGCCCCGCGCUGGAGGCGGAGGCCACGGAUUGGACGGCUCUCCUCAAGCCCCGCCCCCGGGGCCCCGCCCUGAAGGGACCAAGGAGGCAGAUGAACCAGAAGGUGAAGGGGGUUCCCGGAACAGCCCACUGCCCGCCGCCGCCGCUGCUGUGGAGGAGAUGACCGCUCUCAGCUCAGGGAGAGACCCCACCCUUGGUCCUUUCUCUCACCCAGAGUACGGCUCUUCCUCUGAGGGACUGGGGGGUUCAAGGCCGCUGUGUCCCGGCCCCCACUCCCGCUUCAGGCUGAGCCAUCUUGUGGUGCUGGGCUUCCUGCCCACCGGUCGUGCCAUCUCCGCCCACCCUGGCGGCUCCCCUGCCUCAGCAGCCGCGUGCUGGUGGAGUUUAGGGGCGAGGGGUCACGUUGCCUUCUCUGUCUGCCCUGGUCCUCCCCGCUGUCUGGAUGGUGCUGCCCUCUCCUGCCCCGUAUCUUUGGGGCCCAUUUGUCUGUCUUCUUUUGU